Pyrgilauda ruficollis (rufous-necked snowfinch) is the source of this 1995-nucleotide messenger RNA. It is a transcript of the gene XKR4, whose product is annotated as XK related 4. Gene Ontology annotation, cellular component: plasma membrane. The record is from RefSeq and is a predicted model, not a curated record. Bases 1 to 1995 code for a protein of 664 amino acids. Gene Ontology annotation, biological process: apoptotic process involved in development; phosphatidylserine exposure on apoptotic cell surface; engulfment of apoptotic cell. NCBI's taxonomy places the organism in Eukaryota, Metazoa, Chordata, Aves, Passeriformes, Passeridae. The transcript has 3 exons.
AUGGCCGCGAAGUCGGACGGGCGGCGGAAGAUGAAGAAGGGCGGCGAGGUGGCGUUCACGCCGCUGCAGAACUCCGAGCACUCGGGCUCCGUGCAGGCGCUGGCCCCGGGGCUGCCCGCCGGCUCCGGGCCGGGCGGCGGCAGCGACGACGAUGAGGCGCCCGGGGGCGGGUGCUGCAGCGGCGGCGGCGGCGGGGACGGCUCGGGCGGCGGCUCCCGGUGCUGCUGCUGCUGCUGCAGCGGCGGCAGAGGAGGAGACGGCGGAGGGGGCGGUGGCGGGGGCUCCCGGGGCUCGGGCGGGGGCUCGUCCUCCUUGUGCCUGCGGCUGGGCAGGGAGCAGCGGCGCUACUCGCUGUGGGACUGCCUCUGGAUCCUGGCCGCCCUGGCCGUGUACUUCGCGGACGUGGGCACCGACAUCUGGCUGGCGGUGGACUACUACCUGCGGGGCCAGCGCUGGUGGUUCGGGCUCACCCUGUUCUUCGUGCUGCUAGGCUCCCUGUCCGUGCAGGUCUUCAGCUUCCGCUGGUUCGCGCACGACUUCAGCACCGAGGACAGUGCCGCCGCCGCCGCCGCCGCCGGGCACUGCCCCGCCGCCGAGAGCAAGCUGCUGGUGAGCAGCGGCUCCGCGGCCGCGGACAUCGACGCCGCUCGCCCCAGCACGCCGCAGAGACAGGCGUCCACCGCCAGCAAGGGCAACGCCACCAACAGCAGCAGCAACAGCAGCAGCCACGCCGCCGGCAGCGGCCCCGCCGGUCCCCGCGCUGGCGGCGGCCGCUCCGCGUCCUGCGCCUUCUGCAUCUGGCUCCUGCAGUCGCUCGUCCACAUCCUGCAGCUGGGGCAGGUCUGGAGGUAUUUUCACACAAUGUACUUGGGUAUCCGGAGUCGACAGAGUGGAGAGAAUGACAGAUGGAGGUUUUAUUGGAAAAUGGUGUAUGAGUAUGCAGAUGUGAGUAUGCUGCAUUUGCUAGCCACCUUUCUGGAAAGUGCACCACAGCUGGUCCUGCAACUCUGUAUUGUUGUUCAGACUCGUACACUCCAGGCUCUCCAAGGUCUUACUGCUGCAGCAUCCCUUGUAUCCCUGGCUUGGGCUUUGGCUUCCUACCAAAAGGCCCUCCGUGACUCCCGCGAUGACAAGAAGCCCAUCAGUUAUAUGGCUGUUAUAAUCCAGUUUUGCUGGCACUUCUUCACGAUUGCAGCAAGGGUCAUUACUUUUGCUCUCUUUGCCUCGGUUUUCCAGCUGUACUUUGGGAUCUUCAUCGUGCUGCACUGGUGCAUCAUGACCUUCUGGAUCGUUCACUGCGAGACAGAGUUUUGCAUCACUAAAUGGGAGGAGAUAGUUUUCGACAUGGUUGUUGGGAUAAUCUAUAUCUUCAGCUGGUUCAACGUCAAGGAAGGGAGGACACGUUGUAGGCUUUUCAUUUACUAUUUUGUCAUCCUUUUAGAAAACACCGCCUUGAGUGUUCUCUGGUAUCUGUACAAGGCCCCUCCAAUCUCCGAUGCAUUUGCCAUACCAGCACUGUGUGUAGUGUUCAGCAGCUUUUUAACAGGCAUUGUUUUUAUGCUAAUGUACUAUGCCUUCUUUCACCCCAACGGACCAAGGUUUGGGCAGUCACCAAGCUGUGCUUGUGAGGACCCUGCCGCUGCCUUCACCCUUCCCCCAGAAGUGGCCACGAGCACACUGCGCUCCAUCUCCAACAACCGGAGCGUCACGAGCGAGCGGGAUCAAAAAUUUGCAGAGAGGGAUGGGUGUGUGCCGGUGUUUCAGGUGAGACCCACUGCACCAUCCACACCUUCCUCCCGGCCACCAAGGAUUGAGGAGUCUGUCAUUAAAAUCGAUCUGUUCAGGAACAGGUACCCAGCAUGGGAGAGACACGUGUUGGACAGAAGCCUGAGGAAGGCGAUCUUAGCGUUUGAAUGUUCCCCUGCUCCUCCACGGCUACAGUAUAAAGAUGAUGCCCUUAUUCAGGAGCGCUUGGAAUAUGAAACCACAUUGUAA